Messenger RNA from Amphibalanus amphitrite, 2062 nucleotides. RefSeq lists its product as uncharacterized. Lineage: Eukaryota; Metazoa; Arthropoda; Thecostraca; Balanomorpha; Balanidae. The transcript has 3 exons. The coding region runs from base 293 to 1912 and encodes 539 amino acids. The record is from RefSeq and is a predicted model, not a curated record.
UCUAUCAUCCCGAACUCUAACGAACGACGAGAAGCAGGCCCUGUCUCUGGGACUAAAAUUUGAUACAGGUACGGACAAUCGAUCACUGUCUGAGCAUCUCAUUAAAAACCAGAACUUCAAGGACUCUGAGAUACAGAAGGGGUUCAUCCAGGGGAUCGUCACUAGCUGUAAAGCUUUAGCGGAUCAUGAGCCCAGUGCUAUCCCUAGAAGAUUCAAGCAGGCAUUAGUCAAGUUGUCCAAAGAUGAUAACAUUGUGGUCACUUCUGCGGAUAAAGGAGGUGGAGUCAUUGUUAUGGACAAGUCAGAUUACGAUGCUAAAAUGCAAGACCUGCUCAGCGAUCCGGAAACGUAUAAGAAAAUAGUGACUGGAACGAUCAGAUGUCAAAGUGUCGAGUUCAACAAAAAGGCCCGCAAGAUACUCCGAAGCUCGGCAAAGGGAAAACAGCUACAACAUCUUCUCGAGGAAGCACCAGUGGCCCCGAGGAUGAGAGGACUGCCUAAAGUACACAAGCCCGGAAUCCCAAUGCGACCGAUUACAUCGGGUAUCGGAAGCGCUCCGCAUCGCCUGGCAAAGGUCCUAGCUAGACCGCUAACUCAGUUACUUGGAACGGUUAGUGAUUCUCAUUUAAAGAAUUCCGGUGAUUUGCUAAGUCGUCUAAGUGAGCUAGACUUGAGUGGCAAGAAAUUUGCUAGUUUUGACGUUAAGGCGCUAUUCACCAGUGUCCCUGUAGAAAAGGCGAUCAUUGCUAUUAAGAAGGCUAUUCAAAACAUCCCAGAUGAAAACUUCCCCGUCACUAAGAGUCACUUUAUUCAGCUUGUGCAACUGUGUUUAGACUUUCAGGUUUUCUCUUUCAACGGGGAAGAAUUUCAACAGAUACACGGUCUGGCCAUGGGGUCCCCAUUAAGCCCAGUGGCGGCAUGUCUAUACAUGGAGAUGAUGGAGACCGACCAUUAUUUUAACGUCAUGGGAGGUGAUGUUGUUUGGUAUAGGUAUGUUGAUGACAUCCUGUUAGUUGUGCCAGACAAUCUUGAUCUUAGUGAAAAGUUAGCUGAGCUGAACGCUGUGGAAAGGAGGAUCCAGUUUACAUUAGAAGAAGAAACUAACAAUACUUUACCUUUCUUAGAUGUCCAUAUUGAGAGGACGCCCAGCGGCAUCAGAUACAAAGUGUAUAGGAAAAUCACAAACAAAGAGGACUAUAUUCAUUUCUUUUCAGCUCAUAGCAGGAGAACGAAAUCGGGGGUAGUGAUUGGAUUCUUCCUCAGAGCGAUGAGAAUAUGUAGUCCCGAAAAUCUGAAGGAAGAAUGUGAUCAUAUCACUGACGUUUUUAGAGGUUUGAGGUACCCCAGGGCAUUUAUAAUUGAAUGCUAUAAUAAGGCAAAAAGGAUCAAGAAUAGGACGGGAAACGAAACAAACGGAAAGACAAAGAACGCUAUAGUUGUUGUACCCAGGUCACAGAAUUGUGAAGCAUUAUCAAAGAUGUUGAAGUGCUCCGAUAUUCAGAUUGUGGAAAAGGCUGGGGAGAAGAUUGGUCAGGUUGUAGCAAAAAAGAAAAAGUGUGACCGUAGUGAAACAAGUUUAGUGUAUAAAAUACCGUGCAAGGGGUGUACACAGCCUUAUUUCGGUGAAACGUCGAGAGGGCUUAAGAACAGGUUAAUGGAGCACAAGAGAGAUUUUAGGAACCACAAUAUUAACAAUGCAAUGGUGAAACAUGCCGAAAAGUGUGGUAGUUUACCUGAUUGGGAUCGCACUGAGAUCAUACGAGAUAGGUUAAGAAGGUCCGAUAGAAAAACGAUUGAAUCGUCCCUCAUUGAAUCUUGUUUGUGUGUAAAUUCCAAAGCUGGUGACAUACGAUUGGGAAAAAGUUUAGCCGUUCUUUUGGUGCGGAAGCGUCUUGGGAUCUCAAUCACAUGAGGUCAUAUGAAUGUAUUUGAAAUUAAUUUGCUCUGCUGUACGUGCUGUACCUAUUUCGUCUCCGUUUUGUAUUUUGUGUGUUUUAUUUAUAUAUUUGCACACUGAUGAAGUGAUAUCGAAACCGGUUUGUGCAAUAUAUAUGUGUUCACA